Messenger RNA from Penicillium taxi, 897 nucleotides. Its product is annotated as Dcp1 family protein. Gene Ontology annotation, molecular function: enzyme activator activity; mRNA binding. Bases 1 to 897 code for a protein of 298 amino acids. The transcript has a single exon. Gene Ontology annotation, biological process: positive regulation of catalytic activity; deadenylation-independent decapping of nuclear-transcribed mRNA; deadenylation-dependent decapping of nuclear-transcribed mRNA. The record is from RefSeq and is a predicted model, not a curated record. NCBI's taxonomy places the organism in Eukaryota, Fungi, Ascomycota, Eurotiomycetes, Eurotiales, Aspergillaceae. Gene Ontology annotation, cellular component: P-body.
AUGGCGCUUCACAAACCCCAUCCCAACAAUAACCACAAUAGCCACACCACAAAUUUCGCAGACUAUGAGUCUGACGCUCAAUACUACGAUGCGUCGAAUCCACAAGCCCAACCCGCCCCUCCACCACUUCGCUCGAACGAGGAGCUGAACCUUGCAGUUCUGCGUCGCCAUAAUACCUCUAUCAUCUCUAUUCUAUCUCUCGCAAACUAUGCCGUCGUGUACAUCUUCAGUCCAACGACGCGCCAAUGGGAAAAAACCGGCAUAGAAGGCAGUCUGUUUGUCUGCACACUAGCUCCUGGUGCGCUUGGUGAAGAUAGAUACACAGCUUUCGUGUUGAACAGACGCGGGCUUACAAACUUUGACCUCCCGCUUACAGAUAGCGAGAAUGUGGAAUUGACCGAGGAAUAUGUCAUCUUGAAAGAAGACGAAGACAGCGCGCAAUCCCAAAACGGCAUUGCAGAGAUUGCCCAGCAAAAUGGCUCGGGCUCGAGUUUACGAAUUUACGGUAUUUGGAUUUACUCUGAGCCUCCACCCAACUCCACUGCGGACAUGAGAACAAUCAACGCCCAACUUAUCCGUGAAUGCGCCGCCCAUGCAGGACAAAGUUUAAAAUUGGCGAAGGAGCGUUUCGAGGCCGCGCAGCAGAAUGGACUACAUGCGGCUGCGUUGGCAGCGCAGAUGCAAGUCAUCCCACCGCUGGAAGAGCUCUAUAGAAGUCAACCUAUGGGAAGAGAACCUUCUCUGAAGGAUCUUUUCGGGCAGCAGCGAGCCCAAGAUGACGAAUGGAGCAUUCGUGCUCAUCAUGAAUCUCAACAGCUCGAGCGUUCUCCCCCAGAACCGCCACAGCCACAAACAGAUGUGCUGAGAAAUCUUUUUCAACGAGCAGGUCUGACUUAG